AUGGAUUCCGAUGAAGAAGAUUUUGUUUUCUUCGGAACAACAAUAGAGCGAGAAGAAGAUUCAAUCAGCCGCAAAAAGAAAGCCGUUGCUGAGUCCUCUGGUCAACUCCGAACACUCCCUGCUUGGAAGCAAGAGGUUAGAGAUGAUGAAGGGAGGAGAAGAUUCCAUGGUGCGUUUACAGGAGGUUUUUCUGCUGGUUACUAUAAUUCAGUGGGCUCGAAGGAAGGGUGGGCACCUCAGACUUUUGUAUCGUCUAGGAAGAGCAGAGCUGAAUUCAAAGAGCAGAGCAUAAUGAAUUUUCUAGAUGACGAUGAGAAAGCUGAUUUGGAAGGUCAGUAUUUGGGAACAUCUUCCCAGUUUGACACUUUUGGUUCCACAGCUGCUGAAAUUGCUCGCAAACAAGCUGAGAAGGAACAGAAACAAAGGCCAUCCAUAAUUCCCGGACCUGCUCCUGAUGAAUUGGUUAUUCCAGCCACAGAGUCUGUAGGGGUGAAACUGCUGAUGAAGAUGGGAUGGAGUCGUGGGCGUUCAAUUAAAGAUUCACAUGCUGAUGCCCUCUAUGAUGCAAGAAGACAGGCUCGGAAAGCUUUCUUAGCAUUUUGUUCAGAUGAUACAAAAGUGAAGGUUACCGAGUCUGAGCCUACCAAGGAUGAUAUCGAAAACUUCCCGGAGCAGCCUGUGAAUAAUGAUGCUCAGUCUUCUAAGAGUACACCAGCUUACGUACUCAACCCAAAGCAAGACCUGUAUGGAUUAGGUUUUGAUCCCUAUAAGCAUGCUCCUGAGUUUAGAGAGAUGAAAAGGUCACGCUUAUCCAGCAAAGCGGGAUCCGGGCACAGCAACAACUUUUCUAAAAGAGACAGUCUUUUUGGUUUUAAGUCAGGAAAAGCUGCCCCUGGAUUUGGCAUUGGUGCACUUGAGGAACUUGAUGCCGAGGAUGAGGAUGUUUAUGCCACUGGUUAUGUGUUUGAAGAUGCUUAUGUUCAAGAAGAGGUUGAGGAACCUUCACUGUUGGCCCUAGAAAAUACAAAAAAGAAAGAUCAGAAGGACCAGGGUAAUGUGCCUGGUUUUAGAGUGGCAUCCAAUUCUGACUAUAGAAUGGAAAGAUUUGAGGCUCCUGUGAUUCCCAAGGAUUUUGUGCCCCGCCAUUCAUUUUCUGGACCUAGUGAGAUUAACCGCCAGAACUAUCAGGUCCCUCCACCAGAUGUCCCUCCUCCCGAGGAUGGCAAUUUAAAAAUAUUAAUUGAGGGGGUUGCAAAUCUAGUAGCUAAAUGUGGUAAAUUAUAUGAGGAUCUAUCUAGAGAAAAAAACCAGUCAAACCCAUUGUUUAACUUCCUUUCUGGAGGGACUGGCCACGAUUAUUAUGCAAGGAAACUGUGGGAGGCACAACAGAAAUGCAAUGGUCAGAGUAGGGUGCAGUUGGAUGGGAAAGUGCCUCCUGGUGUGCAAAGGCUGACAGCUGAGAGUCGAGGUCAGAUCUUAGGGGAAAAACCUCUAGAGAAAACCUCAAAAGAUCCAUCCACAUCUGUUUGUUCUACAGAUAUUCAGCUCCAAUAUAAUCUUGUAGAUACAUUUACUAAGUCUGCAUCAUUUAGUGAGUUACUAGAAUUUGAAAAGCCUUUCAAGGGUGAUCCUGCAAAGCAAGAAAGAUUUGAGCAGUUUAUCAAGGAAAAGUAUAAAGGUGGAUUACGUUCUGCAAGUUCGAGUUUAGCUGGGAAUAUGUCGGAAGCUGCUCGUGCUCAAGAGAGACUAUCUUUUGAGGCUGCAGCGGAUGCAAUAGAAAAGCAAAAGCAGAGCAGGGGAAGCAACAAGCUUUCAAUUCCAUCUUCCAUGGAUUUCAUCACAGGUGGUGUAAUGGAGUUUACAUCUGGUGCAAUGGAGCCAACAAAAGGCCAGCCAGCUGUAGAUUUUAAGGAGAAGAAAAUGUACCCAAAGAGGGAAGAAUUUCAAUGGCGCCCUUCACCUCUUCUCUGCAAACGCUUCGAUCUUGUUGAUCCUUAUAUGGGGAAGCCUGCACCUGCUCCACGGAUUAGGAGUAAGAUGGAUUCAUUGAUUUUUACAUCAGAUUCAGUGAAUGGUACAAAAGUGGAAGAGUCUGUGACUGUAAAGAGAGACAUCUCAACCUUGCAAUUAUCUGCUAAUCAAGACACAAACAAAAGUAUUGCAGAAAAUGAAACUGAAGAGGAAGUGGAAGUUGAAAAUAUUGAAAGGCCGGUUGACCUGUACAAGGCUAUUUUCUCGGAUGAUUCAGAUGAUGAAGGAGAAGAUGAUACUAUUAUGAAAGUGGAGAAUCAAGAAAAGAAAGCUGAAGUAGCUAACACAGCAUUGAGCCGUUUGAUUGCUGGUGACUUUCUGGAGUCUUUGGGCAAGGAGCUAGGGAUUGAGGUUCCUCCUGAUACACCUUACCCUCCGCAAAAGUCAAGCAAUGAUGCUUCCCAGAAAGAAAAUGUUAAUGAAUAUGCAAAACCUGACAUCAUAAGCAGUGAAAACAACAGUGUGGUGUCAUUGAAACAUGAUUUGCCACAGGAUCAGUACAUUGCUCAUGCAGGUGGACCCUCAAAAAGUGACAUCCGGUAUGGAAAUAUGCUCGAUAACCGUAGCAUUAAAACCAAGGGAACUAGUAUCUCUGAUAGUAAAUCAAGUAAGUCUCGUGGGGAGAAGCGUGGAGAUGAUGGGAAGGUUAAAUCCCCUUUAGUCAGCAACCAAGACUAUACCAGCAGUUCAGAGGAGGAAAGGAGCAGAAAGCGCUCAAGUAAGUUGAAUAAGGAAAAAUAUGACGAGCACAGAAAAACUAAAACACCAUCAGCAUCCCGCCUUGAUUAUAGAAGCAGUUCUUUAUCGGAAGAGGAAAGGAGUAGAAAACGAUCCAGGCAUCAUCGACACAGGAGGCGUGAUGCUGGAAGUGAUUCAUCCAGUGGUGAUGAAAGAGAUCAACGCAGUUCAAGGUCAAAAGGGAGAAGAAGGGAAAAGUCUUCUCGAGAAAAAAGCACUGGAAGUAAGAAACACUCAAAACAUCACAAACACAGAAAGCAUCAAUCUCCAAAUAGAACCUCUCAUAAUAGCGUGGAUAGGGAAGAUGCACAUUCUAGAAAAGAGAAAAGACGGAGGGAAUGA
Vicia faba (fava bean) is the source of this 3111-nucleotide messenger RNA. The record is from the annotation of a GenBank genome assembly. NCBI's taxonomy places the organism in Eukaryota, Viridiplantae, Streptophyta, Magnoliopsida, Fabales, Fabaceae.